Messenger RNA from Oryza brachyantha (malo sina), 1619 nucleotides. Its product is annotated as F-box protein SKIP16. Gene Ontology annotation, molecular function: protein binding. The coding region runs from base 55 to 1440 and encodes 461 amino acids. NCBI's taxonomy places the organism in Eukaryota, Viridiplantae, Streptophyta, Magnoliopsida, Poales, Poaceae. The record is from RefSeq and is a predicted model, not a curated record. The transcript is spliced from 5 exons.
UUUCUCUCUCCUCUCUCUCUCUCCCCUUCGCUCGUUCUGGUCUCUGACAUUCCGAUGGCGGCGCCGCCACCACCACCACCGCCGGCGCCAGCGCCGGCGGAGCCCGCAGCGGGGGGGCUGGAGGCGCUGGAGGGGCUGGCGCUGGACACCGUCAUCGCCAAGGCCGGGGCGCGCCACGCCGCGGCGCUGGCCUGCGCCAGCACGCGCCUCCGCGCCGCUGCCGGGGACGACGCGCUGUGGCGCCGCUUCUGCGCCGACGACCUCGUACUCGACGCGCCGGUCGACCCCGAGGGCCGCCCGCUCCCUUCCUUCAAGGAGGCCUAUAAAGUUUGGUUGGAGUCGUUUGGUAUGUACCCUUUACCUUUGGUAAGGAGAGUGAAAUAUUUCUGGAGUUCGCUGAAGAGCUGGCUGUCUGAUAACUUCCCUGAAGCACUCAAAACUUUGAGUAAAGGUGUUUCUGAAGCUCAGAUACAAUCAGCAGAGGAUGAUCUUGGUUUCAAGCUCCCUAUGCCCACAAAACUGCUGUAUCGUUUUUGCAAUGGUCAGCUGCCCUUUAGUGAAGAUCUUUCCGAGAAUGUGCGCAUGGCUCCUCUUGGUAUUAUAGGAGGCUAUUUUGUUUAUGACCACUGCAUAAAUGUUCACUUGUCACCACUUGAGCAAAUUGUUGAGGAGACAAAAGAAUUUUAUCGUGAGUACAAUGACCGAGGUGUUUUUAAUACGAUGAAGCUUGUUGUAGUGGCAACUUCAUGGUAUAGUCCAAAAACAUUUCUCCUUAAUUGUUCAGAUGGUGAGCUCUAUGUUGGUACCAUCAAUUUACCAGAUGGACAAAUGUUGCCAUGUGUACCGAAAUCAUUGAUAAGGCCAACUAAUAAUGAUAUGCCCCAAGACGGAUUGCUUCUGUGGUUAGAAGAGCACCUUAGGCGUUUACAGAAUGGCAUGAUCAAGACCCGUAUGGUUAAGACUUCGAGGUAUAUCAGCCUGUUUCCAGAAGCACCCCCAUUAUGUACUUCAGCUAUGACAAAUGGUGUGAAGGUACGUGCAUCUGCUGUCUUUGCACCAGAGCAUCCAGAUAGUUGGCGGCCUGGGGGCAGACAUACGUAUAUGUAUACAUACUCCAUUCGCCUGUCAGUUCCAGAGGCAUGCAUGCUAGGUGGUGUGUACUAUUCCUCAUGCCAGCUCUACUCACGCCACUGGAUCAUCAGAUGGAGGGACAGGGUUAUUUCUGAUGUGAAUGGGGAGGGUGUCAUUGGGAAGUAUCCUCUACUAACUCCAGGCCAGGAAGAGUUUGUGUAUGAGAGUUGCACGCCACUGCCUGACAGUCCUGGAUCUGUGGAGGGCUCUUUCACGUUUGUUCCGGGGAAGUUGGGCCGGCCUGAAGGAAAACGUUUUGAGGUCACGGUGGCUCCAUUCCCUCUGGAAAAACAGGAGUACAUCUUCUAAGGACUGUACAUAACAUAAUAGUCUGCAAUAGUGCACCUGCAUAAAUUUAGUACCUGUUUCAUUUCAUGUAACAAGGUUGGUUUGCUUUUAAUGAUCUUGUGGACGCGGCACUUACUUUGUUAUCUCGAAGUAAAGCCCUUCUUUUUUUUUGGGGGGCGUUAAUGCGUGUUUGAUUUGUA